This is a messenger RNA of Solanum tuberosum (potato), 1519 nucleotides long. RefSeq names its product transcription factor bHLH87-like. Lineage: Eukaryota; Viridiplantae; Streptophyta; Magnoliopsida; Solanales; Solanaceae. The coding region runs from base 155 to 1423 and encodes 422 amino acids. Gene Ontology annotation, molecular function: protein dimerization activity; DNA-binding transcription factor activity. The record is from RefSeq and is a predicted model, not a curated record. The transcript is spliced from 2 exons. Gene Ontology annotation, biological process: regulation of DNA-templated transcription.
AUAUAUAAGCAUGUUUCCCAACCAACAUAUUGCAGCUUAAGUCAGAACAUCUCCUUCAGCAACAACUAGGCAAUUCUUAUACAUCUCUGCUUCAUUUUUCAUCCUCUGCAGCUAGUUUUUCACUUAUCAGAUUCUGUGCACUUGGCCAAGCUUAAUGUUGUCCAAUUCAUACCGUUUUGCCCCUUUCAGUAGCAAAGCUAAUCCUUUAAUUUCAAUUCAGCAGCAAGUUGAUAUCGGCGCAUCGUCAGCCAUGAAUUUUCAGGAAUUUGGAGCUGCAUUUGAUCCAAUCGAUAUCCUUUCUAGCUGGAAUAUCUCUCAGCGUCAAGAAGCUGCGACGAGAUUGGCUGCAGACUCUGUCGCUGCUAAAUCAGGAGCAGGUUCAAUUGGGGAUUGUACUAAUAGUAAAAUUGGUUCAUCUUCUUCUUUUCCUCCGCGGAACAAUUAUUUGCCUUACUUGGGUAAUAAUCAAGUUCCUAUUUGUGGCUUAAUGGCGGAUGUUAGUUCAAUUGGCCUAUUCUCAAAAAACAGAUCCCCUGAUUGCUUGCUUUCUGCAACCAAUACAAGCAACACCAACACAUCGGGCGAAUUAGAUGAUGUGAUUUUCUCUGAUGAUUCUGAAAGCUUGUGGAAUAUCCACACUAACAAUGCAGUUUCAUCCGGAGAAUCUGCAAUUGAUGCCUACAAAUCAAAACCCAUUGAUGCCAAUGACAACAAUAAUAUUCACUACUCUGUUAAUGAGCUUGAUGAAACAGUCUCGUGUAACAAUUUUAUAACAUCUUCAGAAGGAAAUCGUUACAAUAUGGACAAGAGAAGCCACAAUGCUCUGCUCGAAUCAGAUUCCUCGAACAGAGACUACGUAUUCCAGCUCAUUUCGGAAAAUGAUCAACCUAAGUCCAAGAAAUCCAGAUCAGAAUACAAGCUUCCAAGUUCAUCGAACAUCAAUUUCCAGCAAGCUAGUUCUUCGGCUUGUUCAAUAGUUGAUCCUGAUUCAGAAGCAAUUGCACAAAUGAAGGAAAUGAUUUAUCGCGCAGCAGCAUUCAGGCCAGUGAGCUCUGUCAGGGAAGAUGUGAUGGCAGAGAAGCCGAAGAGGAAGAACGUAAGAAUAUCAAUGGAUCCACAAACAGCUACAGCGAGACGAAGGAGGGAAAAGAUAAGCGAAAGAAUAAGGAUAUUGCAGAAGCUGGUACCAGGAGGAAGCAAUAUGGACACUGCAUCCAUGCUUGAUGAGGCUGCAAACUAUCUCAAGUUCUUAAGGACACAAGUGAAUGCCUUGGGAGCAUUUGGCUUUAAUAUAGACCCAAGUAUCAUUAACAAUAACUUUACUACUUCUUUAUCUUCAAUACCAUUAAUCAACUACCCAUUUCCCUUGCAACCACAUUUUCCUAUGCAAAACCUCAAUCCAAUCCAUCACCCUAAGUGUUGAUUUACGAUCCCGGAAAGAGUUUAAUUAAUGUAAAAAUAAAAACAUAUUAUCAGGUCAAAUAUACAUGUUACAACAGGUAACAUGAUUUAUUAUCAA